Bactrocera oleae (olive fruit fly) is the source of this 5156-nucleotide messenger RNA. The record is from RefSeq and is a predicted model, not a curated record. NCBI's taxonomy places the organism in Eukaryota, Metazoa, Arthropoda, Insecta, Diptera, Tephritidae.
GCCGCUGGCCAAAGUGCCCAACAGCACAACAAAACAAAACACACAACAACUCACAGCGGCGCAGCAGCAGCCAACGAUGCACAAAAUCAAGCCUUUCAUACGUUGGCACGGCAAAUGCCACUGCUGCUGCACCUCGAACUUUUCAACGAUAAUGAUGCGCUAUGAAUGAUUGAAUCGUAACGGCAGCAACAACGACCACACUACAAAUGAUACUGCCACUCGCCACGGCAGACGUGGCGGCAACAACUAUACACUCGACAGCACUUCCUUCCUUCCGCUGGCCGCUUUGCGCAUUUCAAAUUGCUGUUGAGCAAACUUCGUCUAUGUCAUUACAACAAAUAUUGGUAGUUCAAAAUAAUACGCCGAAGUUAUUCAAUUUAAUUAUGCUGCUUACAUGCGGCAUGCAACGAUUGCCACCAUGUUGUGGCACGAGCGAUUGGCUGUGCAUGUGACAUUGGCGGUGCUGAAGUGCUGAAGAUGCCGGCGUCGCCGCCAGUUACUGCUGUGACGUCUUCGUUGCUGAUAACAUACCGUUAAUACCACAUUGCCUGACGACGUUGAUGCCACAAGGGGUGCUGCCACUGCGUAUGCGUGUGGGGGAUAUAUCAUACAAGGAUUUGCACGAUAGUGAAUGCAUUUACGAGUCCCAAUUUUUGGAUGAACUUUUGCAAUUGAUCAGCAACGAUGAUUUUCGUGUCAGAGAAAAUGCCGCUCUUUGUCUGUGCCGCUUCAUCAUACAAAAUGCAAAACGCAAGCAACAGCAACAACAACAACAACAACUAUAUUCCAACCACCAAAUACUCACCUCGUCGAAUAAAAUUGAAUACUCGGGCGUUGCGCCUUUCGGUUUUGGUUUUGAUGUUGCUGCUUGCCCUGCGGUUGGCGCUGCUACGUCUGCUGACGACAAAUCGGUCUCGCCGGCCACCUAUGAGACUAAUUUCAAUUUGCUCUGGGACUUUUUCGACUAUCGUCUGUUUAGCGGUCUGCCAUUGCCGUUACGUAAUUUAUUCAGAGCCACGUCAGCGCCAACAUUGCUCGCGACUACAACUGCCACAGAAGUCACAACAGCAGCAUCGUCGUUGUCGUUGCAUAGUAACGGUGAUUUUUCAGAUGCGCUGCCACAACGUUAUCACGCGGAAGAGGAGAAAUUGUUGGCCAAAGUUUUGUAUCGCAUGACAAAUAAACUGAUGGAGCUUGAGGAUAAAAAUGCACAGUUCGGCAUAAUUUACACAUUGAAAAUGUUGCUACAAGAUUUCAAUUUCAUUGAUUAUCAACGUGCAUGGAUGGAAUUUAAUUUCAUUGAAAUCUGCCAGAAAUUCUCCUACUACAAUUAUGCCACGGCCGUGGACUUGACUUGCCAGAAUGAUUUGAUUGAUGUUACCGGCAAACUAAUGGCAGGUUACAUGCUCGCUUCUACGCUAACCGCUGAUCAACCGGAACGCUCCCUGCAAUUACAAUUGGAUCAACUAUUAGUGCACGUCAUGAAGAUACUUAACAUCUACUAUCAUUUGAUUACGCAACAGAAGCCCCAACUAUUUGUGAAAGUGCAGAAAAGUGAUCUGUUCGCCAAUGCGAAAGAAUUGGCGCUAGUGCAGAGCGUCGGAUAUUUCGGCAGCGAUUACAUUUAUAUAAAACUUUACAACAUUUUAAGAAGUGCUAAUGACAGCUACAAGAUAACGAUAAAUCAAGAAUCCGGCAGGUUAUUAAUUUCGCUACUCCGGACGUGCCUCAACACUUUGGGCUUGUGCAUUGAAUUGCGCUCACAUACCACACCAACACCCGCUGCCACGCCCACCGGCCAUACUCCCAGCCAUGGGCGGCAGCGCGGCUACAGCCCGGGUAGCAGUGGCGCGGAUAUUGCGUCCAACAUUGGACCUGGCGGCGGCAGCGGUGCUACGGCAGUCUUCCCAACCAACGCCACUCUAACAUUAAUUGAAGAAAUUCUCCAAUAUUUGAGCAAGCUCGUAAAUUAUGCGCCCGGCGAGUGCAUCGCAUGUCUGCGGCAACUGUUGAAAUAUUUAUUUGGCCAAAAUUAUGGCAACCAGCAGCGAGACUAUUAUGCCACAUUCAUAAGACCGUAUUUUGUGGUGCGCAGCAAAGGACAACAGCUGCAACUACACCUACAGCAACAGCAACAGCAGCAGCAGCGGCGGAGUCCGCAGAAACAACAAAAAUGGCCAACAUACAACAAACAACAACAGCAACAAACGCAGCAGGGAAGUAGCCGUAGAGGAAGCAACAGCAGCAGCAGUAAGUUUACGCAAGCCAGUGGCGAUCACCAACAGGCAAUGACCAUGUUGCAUGCCAUAAAUUCCAAUGCGGCAACAACAUUGGCUUCCACGGACGCAGCGGGUGGAGUUCCGAGUUCAAUGGCAACAACAAGUGAUGGCUCAACCAGCGCGCCAAAGAGCGCGGCGGGCGAUGGUUUGUCGACCCCGACAAUGACUACGUCAACUGUCAGACACAAUGAGCUAAAUGUAAUUGGUGCACAAGCAAAAGCGACUUAUGCCAACCGUGGUCAGGCGCUCAUUGACUCCGGUCAUGCCAGAGGCUGCGUGAGUGGCACAGCUGUUGCAGCUAGUGGCAACGACCACAAUCAACCGCACUUGUCGGCUACGGAGUAUUAUCGCUUGAUGGGCGAAUUAUUUGCGAGCGGCCUAAAUUUGCAAGCUGCCAAGUCGGAGCGUGUCGGUGACUGUGUCAAGCAUAUUAAACUGUUUGAGCCGCUAGUUAUCUAUUGUCUCAUGCUUUUCCUCAAAUCGAAUGCACGUGUCCAGGCGCCCAUAUUGGAGUUGUUGUCGCAGUUGCUGGAACUCAAUGUCACUUACAGUGUGUUGGACUCGAAAAAUGUAAUAUUUGAUCAGAUUUUAAACAAUUUGGAUUUAAUUGAAAAUAGCAUUGUCAGAAAUGGUCCGAUCAUCAUUCCGCCAAUGAUUAAAUUCCUCAUACAGUUGACACACAAGAGUGAUCGCAAACUUAUAACCAUACCGAAAAUCAUUAGCAUCACCAACAAUUUGCUGGCCAACAAUGCAGUGCUCGACUGUGCUGUUCUAGCGCUCAAAUCGCUCUCAUACGAGAUCUUCUUCAUGCCGCCCGUGGGUGGCAGCGCCGCACUCAACACGCUCGCCGACUAUCGGGCACCCUUCCAAAGUCCUGUCACACGUUCGCCGGUACAACAACGUCGUCACGCGGCUGAGGAGUCAGCCGCCGCUGCUGCCGCUGCUGAAGCGCUGUUGGCGAAUAGUCGCGAGUUGGAUACACAGAAGGAAGUUGUGUUGGGCAUGUUGGAGAAAUUCGUGGAUGCCACUGAGUUGCAGCAUGUUGUGGCUUUGUUGUUGUUGCGCGAACGUUGCGCCCAGCAAAUGGACGGUGGUGAUUUAGCACGACGCAUGGAAAUCGAUGAUGCCUCUGCGGUGGAGCGACAGAAAAGCAGUUGCAUUUUGGAAUCGACACGACUGCAAGAUCCCGGUGUGGUUUAUGUGCUGAUUUGCCGCGCCAUGUGCGACGGACGCUUGGGCGUACACAACUGGCGUGAUUUUUACACAUUGGAGUCGUGUUUCAAGAAUUAUAGCAAGUAUGUGCUGGCGGAUAGCAAGAAUUUUCUCGCAUUGUUGAAACUAUUCUUAACGGAGGGCGUGGAGAACUUUUCCGCCUUGGCGCAUGCAACGAUCAUACUGGCGAAUGUAAUUCUUAAAACUGAGGAAAUUUAUUUAGUAAAUCACAUCAAACUUUAUUUGAAAAACCAUCCGGCGGUGGCAGAGCAGGAGCGCGAACGCGCGCACAAACAACGCAUCGAGCAGCAGCAGCAACAACAGCAGCUUGCGGCGCUCUGGCUGUUGGACGGCCCAUCGACAUCUUCAGCAGCGGCGCGUGCAGCCGCCACCGCCCUCAACGCCACAGUAGCCGAAGCGAAUGCGGCGUCGGGUGGUGGCAUAAGUGAAAUUAACUAUUUCGCAAAAGUUUUAUGCGAGAAGCUGGAACAUUGCUUUGACGCUGUAGCUGGCGCUGGCACUGACAACGUGCCGCCCUGUGACGAUUUGGCCUACUGUCAGUUGGUGUGCCGUUUCGUUGCCGCUUUACAUGACGUCUGCUGUCGGUCGCGUCACAAGGACGCGCUGCAAUCAGUUUUCCGUUUGGUCCUGGCCGAAUCGGCAUUGCUCGAUAAGUACUGUAAUUUCCUGACGAUGGAUCAGUGGCGAAAGAGUACGGAUGCCGACGGGCACGUGGGUGCAGAUGCUGGCAACGAUGGUCAUGACACAAGCGUUGUUACGUAUAAAUGUUGUACGACGAUGCUGGUGGGGCAGGCGCUGCAGCUGCAGCUGGAAGUCUUGAAACUUUUGUCGGCCAUGAAAUUGUUAGAUCCGGUGGUGAUGUUGCAAUUGCUAAAGCAACAAAAACAAAACGCAUUACAACAACUAAAACAACAGCAGCAGCAUGCGCAGCAAAUGGCAACAAAUAAAGAGCGACUGAAGUGGUACGACAACAUGCAGCGGACACUUUUGAGUGAAAUUUGCCAGCAAAAUCCGAAUCCGCGCGACUGGUCAAUGCAACAAGUGCACCAACUGCUGGAGUUGGGCGGCGCAACCUUUUUGAAUUUCCUAAUUACGGAGAAUUUCGAAUUAAUCAGCGAUUUGUGUGAAAUGGCCGCCGCGCAGACAGCCGCGCAAGCGACGCGCGAAGCCGCUGUCGAGUUGGACGCAUUAUGGUUGAAUGCGCUGCUGCAACAUGCCAGCGCGCUCAACAAGCACUCGAUCCGCGCGCUUCCGCCUCUACUGCUGCGCUUAUGCAACGCCACAAGGACCUCCGUUACCGGUUGUAAUCUCCAAAUAGCUCUACUUAGCUUACAAUUAUUGCAGCGCUUACACACACGCAACAACAAUGCGCGCGCUUUGCAAGUGCGUUUGGAGCGUUUAGCGCGCCGCCUUGUAUUAAGCUGCAGCGCGGCGCCACUACAGCGUCAGCAGUUAUUACAGCAAUUGACAGAAUUGGCUGGGGCUCGCAUAACGGCCACUGGCAGCAGCUCAUCAACGACUUUCUGGCAGCAGUUGUUGUUGGACACUCAAGAAUGCAAACUGGCUGCUCAACCAUUAGCAUCGCUGGCGAAGGAGCAACAGCUUCAGCAGCGCAUAAUUGACGAGAAGUGGCUGUUGAGCCAG